Messenger RNA from Bombyx mandarina (wild silkworm), 2340 nucleotides. Its product is annotated as FERRY endosomal RAB5 effector complex subunit 3. The record is from RefSeq and is a predicted model, not a curated record. Gene Ontology annotation, cellular component: cytoplasm. NCBI's taxonomy places the organism in Eukaryota, Metazoa, Arthropoda, Insecta, Lepidoptera, Bombycidae.
UGAUUGCAUAAAGCAAUGAUUUCGGAAACAAUUCAAAAUACAACAAAAACCUUUAAAUAUUCAUUUCCAACAUGCACGAACGAAAAUGUCUUGUUCAAUCUAGAAGUUCCUGUGGAUAUUCCGUAUGAUGGUUCCACGAGAGAGCUCGUACAAAGAGUUAUAAAUAUGUUUCACAUUCCAGUAUAUUUAGAAGAAGAAUUAAACGAUAGACUAUCAGAAUUUGUAGCUGACGAAACAAAAAGAUUUCACAACGAAAGAGAUGAAGAAUUAUUGAACAAAUUAAAGAAUAAUGAAAUAAAUUUAGAUGACGUUGUUCAAAAAUGGGAAAAGCUCUUUAAAGAGAAUGUUGUGGAAUUCGCAGAACAAAAAGGAACCCCAGAUGAAGAGGUAUUUGCAGUAGCAUACCACAAAUUAGUACACUCACCAGCACUGGAGACUAUUCUGCAAGUAGAAAACUCCUAUGCCAAAACUGUUAUGAAUACCUUAAAGAAUAGAGAUGAUGAUAUCGUAAAACUGACACAAAAACAAACUGAAGAAAUGGAAGAAAAAGUUCGUCUUCUGAACACUUCAACCACAGAAGUUGAGAUCAAUGAAUUAGCCACCCAGCAGUUUGAAGAGCAAGCCUUAGUUUCAGGCCGAUGGGGAUCUCAGCUGGACGCCUUGUGUCAAACGCAAAGAACACAUCACAGAGCAUGGUUAAUGGCGACAUUGCAGGAGUACCAGACCACAUCAGCUUUGCACACACCAAGCAACUCUCCGCUGGGUAUAUUCUCGCCGUCUCCAUGCUCAUCCCUACCCGAGGCUCCAACCCGACCUCGUCUUGAAGAAAGCUUCACCAUACACCUCGGAAGUCAACUCAAACAGACGCACAACAUUCGCAUUGUCGCUAUGGACCUGCUCGACCUGUGCAAUGUUGAUCAUGACAACCCUACAGAAUCGUCGCGUCGCCUCCAAACUUCCCUAUCGUUGUAUUCAUCGGAACUAUCAGCGGUGAUUCUCCUCAGCGAGUCUCCACCUGAACGACCCUCGCCCCCCACCACACAGCUAGUGGACGCGGCCAAGUCCUCGACUGAGUAUCACUUUCAUGAUGUCGAGUAUCAACUGCGGGAAAUUAGCAAGAAAGUCAAGGAGCCAGUCGAACGCCGUAACACUCAGCGCAGCAAAGAACAAAACGACAGCAACAACACGCAAACCCACAACAACCCGUUUAGGAACAGAUGGAGACAAAACCUGCAGACUGGAGACAUUUACCUGACUAAGCACAGCAACUUGGCUGACGUGCACGUAGUCUUCCAUCUUGUUGCCGACGACUCUUCUCUGAGAUCCGGUGAUAUCACGUCUCGUCAUCCGGUAAUCCUGGGCUUACGUAACAUCCUGAAAGCUGCUUGCAGUAAUGAUAUCACCAGUAUAUCGCUGCCUCUGCUCUUGCGACACGAAUUAUCAGAGGAAAUGACGGCAGCGUGGUGCAUCCGUCGUGCGGAAUUGAUCCUGAAAUGCGUCAAAGGGUUCAUGUUGGAGGCGGCCGGGUGGGGCGGGGCUGAACUCCGCACCCUACAGUUCGCAGUACCAACGAACACCGCGCCAGAAGUGUUUUCGACUCUCGCUAAUCUACUGCCCUCUAUAUUCAGAAUAUCUAAUCCGGUCAAGUUUAAAGCGAACUCUUAAAGUUUUGAGGAAACAGAUAAAUGUUUCUUAAACCACUAAUUAGUAUGUAAGUAGGUUAGGUACUCCAAAUCAGAUAAAAAAAAAAACUUUUUUUUAAUUAUUCAUUGAUUGUAUUUAUUGAACUUUGGUAAUUAAUUUAAUUAUGAUCCUGUAAAUAUAAAUUCGUCUACUCUAUGUCCGUUAAAAAAUGGCUAGAGAAUACCUAUACAAAAAUAAAUAAGGUCAAUUUUUUUUUUAUUAAUAUCCAAGCAACUAGCCUUUAUUCUUCUAAUAGGAAGAUGUACGCCACGACAGCUCUGUGACCUAGAAUACAACUAUCCUAUCACCAGUGGAGACUAAGAGAGACCAGAAAAUAAGAGUUCAGAUUAUAAUAAGCCAGGUUACUGCAAUUACAAAUCAGCAUUUAAUGGCGAUAGAGCGUAUUGCAAGGCUCUCCGCCACGAAACAUUUAUGCAUUCCAGUUAGAUGGGUGGAACAGCUGUUGUACAAUAUCAUUGAGAUUUCGAACGGUGUGCUUAGUGCGAGUUUUUUAACGUUCUGGAUAGCGUAAAAGUUAGCUCAUGUUUGUAUGGAAUGGGAUCCUUUGCGUACGUUUGCCGCUAGGGGCGCUGUUCCAACUGCAUACAAAAUUGGCUUAACUUUUACGCUAUCGACAACGUUAAGAAACUCGCACUA